AUGGAGGCUAUGAAGCGGCAGGGCAAAGUGACCGUCAAGUACGACCGCAAGGAGCUCAGGAAGCGGCUCGUGCUGGAGGAGUGGAUCAUCGAGCAGCUCAGCGAACUGUACGACUGCGAGGAGGAAGAGAUGCCUGAGGUGGAAAUAGACAUCGACGACCUUUUGGAGGUCAACAGUGAUGACGAGCGAGCCGUCAAGCUGCAGGAGUCACUAACAGACUGUUACAAACCAACAGAGGAUUUUGUCCGCGAGUUGCUGGGCAGGAUAAGAGGAAUGAGGAAGCUCAGCGCUCCAUCAAAGAAGGCUCUAUAAUGUCGGGGGCCUCGACGUCGCCUCAUCGACGCGCGGCUUCUGCCGCCCCGCCACGACACUCGAGCAACUCAUCCGUACAUAAGCCGCGUCACUUCCGCAACCACUCGUGCAUACUCGCUCCACACACAAUGUCAAAUAUAGUCUGUACAUUACUGGACUGUGAAAAGGGGUACGUAGCAAACGGCAUCGCCGACUUUUCACAUUUGCUCGUUUUCAAGCCCCCCGACAGCCAAAGAGAUGGAAAAUCUCAACAACAAAAAAAAAAAAAAAGGGAGGAGCAAAGUGUGUACUUGCAAUUGCUGUGAAAUUCAAUGUAGCACGAAAGUGCUUCACCAUUUUUUUUUUUUUUUUAACUGAGGUAUUUUCUGCUGUUACUGCCAUUAUUGUUCAUGUGAAGGUGUGUCGUUCUUUUGCUCAUAAUCCUUCCACUCUCACUUGCUUGCAUCAUGCAAAUGAGUUUUUAAUUCAUUACAUAUUUUGCAUGAAGGGAUGUUUUUCUCUUUUUUUUGCGGGGUGGGGGACCGUUUUAAUAUAUGUGAGGAUGUUGCCAUUUACCCGCUGUUUGGAUGUGCCGCAGCAAGGCAUGAUGGGCAUUGUAGUUCCAGACCACAAGCCUGAUGAUUGGUGGCCUUUUGCUCACGUCGCAGCCAUUUUUGGAGGGGUGGGUGAGGGGGUUCCAACACAUCUCACCUGAUGUCGAUUGACUCUUUCCCAGCGUUGAACCUUCACCAUACGGAUGACCGAGAGGCAACGACUGUAAGUCUGUGGACAGCUUGACACUCGUCAAAUGGAAAUAAGAAAUGUCAAAGGGCAAGAGCCAUCGGGCGGGCGCGGUACUUUUCAAGACAUUCGAAAUAUGAAAGGUGACAUGUUGCGCAAUUGUGGUGGCUCGCUGAUUCUUGACUUCCACCUGCGUUUGUUCCAAACGAGACCCACUCACUUGAACGCGCAUUCAGCCAUGAAUGAAUUGCAAUGGACAAAAUGUGACAAAAUCCCCCCCUUGGCUGCAAAAGACACAAGCAGAGUGAGGGUAGAUGUAUUUAUUUAUUUAUUUUUCUUUAGAACACAAAGUACCCGUCUUGCAUGCUUACUACAGUAAAUAAAGGCUGACCAAGUAACUAACGAUAUAAGUAACUUAUAAUCAAGAAACUUUGAAUUUAGCUUCUUAACUUUAUAGCACUUUUAUUUAGAAUUGACGUGACUUCAUACGUCGGGAAGAAUCCAGGAGAACUUGUGAAAAAAAGGUGCUGUUUUAAAUGUCCUUUCCAGGUAUUUAAAAAACAAACAAAAAAACGUUUUCACUGUGUGAUGCCGGACUAAAACACUAUCUGUGAUGUUGGGCGGACGCGAAUUGCGAGCGAGUGUGAGGCAUCCGGGUUUCGUGAUGAAUUUUCCUCUACUGAGAAGCAGUUCAGGGCCAAUAGGCUAAUAUUUGAUAAUUUAUGAGAAAGUAUUUUAAAAGUGUCCAUAUAGGAAGCUUUGCAUGUAUUUUUUAAGUAGCGUGUGGGAGGGGAGGAGGCCUACAGGGGGGCGUCUGUUGGCCCAGAGGUUUUUCUUUCAUAAAACACCUUCCUUUUUGAUACUUUUUAUUAAGACUACAAUUGACUUUUUUUUGUUUGUUUUUUUUUUUCCAGUUGUUGCUCUUUGUUCUUCGGUACAUCCACGAUAAGCAAUCUUGUUUU
Molecule: messenger RNA, 1994 nt
Organism: Hippocampus comes (tiger tail seahorse)
Lineage: Eukaryota; Metazoa; Chordata; Actinopteri; Syngnathiformes; Syngnathidae
Gene: ppp1r14c
Product: protein phosphatase 1, regulatory (inhibitor) subunit 14C
Exons: 5
Coding region: 1-312 (103 amino acids)
Biological process (GO): regulation of phosphorylation
Cellular component (GO): cytoplasm
Molecular function (GO): protein serine/threonine phosphatase inhibitor activity
Source: RefSeq, a predicted model, not a curated record